AUGACACUAGAAAAAGAACUUAUCUUGAGGCUUAAUGUGGGUCAUAACACUGUGAUAAGAGACGUCCAGUUGUGGCGUGAAUUUGAGGACGGUGAUGGCCAAAUUGCAGUGAAAAAUUGUCUGGCAGAAGUUGUUGGAAUGGUCAACAUUGAUAAGCUGCCGUUUUGGCUCAAUAGAGGUCAACGGUACCAAUGCUUCACUACUAGCGAGACCAGCGUCAAUUAUUUCAGAGCGAAGUUGAUGAGACAACGACACAGGAAUCGAGGAAUUGUAUGUAAAGUAACGGGAUCCCAAGUGUUGACGAAAGAGCAAUUCGAAUAUUUCCUAUUCUACAAGCGUUUGAAGACCGAUAUAAACGCGUCUUUCGAAAUUGAAUCGAUGGUACUUCACUUAUCGACUAAACACGAACUUGAUAAGAAAUUGAUACCGUUAUCAGCCGACGAACUACAAUCUGUUGUGCCAAGUAACGCUGGAGCAACGAUGUCGAUCGAAUCGAUUCUAGAGAAGAACAAACGUCAGCGAAUACUGAAAAGUAACUCGUUGAACAAACAAGUCUUGCUCAACGAUCAACAGCAGCAAUUUAUGUCGUUGCUGUCUCAGUGCAUACUUUCAGGACUCAGGCUACGAGGAGUUCAUCGAACUCAACACGAAAAAUUGUACAAGAUGACGUACAAGGCGUCUGAAUUCGCUUUCAGAGACGAACUCAGAGAAACUGAACCCAUUAGUUUUGAAUCGAUCCAAGACUGUGUAGAAACACUACUGAAACUGUUUACGAAGACCUGA
Messenger RNA from Kluyveromyces lactis, 783 nucleotides. RefSeq names its product Sld7p (gene SLD7). Gene Ontology annotation, biological process: regulation of DNA-templated DNA replication initiation. The transcript has a single exon. The coding region runs from base 1 to 783 and encodes 260 amino acids. The record is from RefSeq and is a predicted model, not a curated record. NCBI's taxonomy places the organism in Eukaryota, Fungi, Ascomycota, Saccharomycetes, Saccharomycetales, Saccharomycetaceae.